CAAAUGUUGGUCCCUUUCCGUCGUCAGGACUCCGGAAACCCUAGCAAGAGAGAGCCAAGAUGAAGUACAACCCUCGCGUCACUAGCUCCCGCCGCAAGAACCGGAAGGCCCACUUCACGGCGCCGUCGAGCGUCCGCCGCGUCCUGAUGAGCGCCCCGGUGAGCUCCGACCUCCGGUCGAAGUACAACGUGCGGUCCAUGCCGGUGCGCAAGGACGACGAGGUCCAGGUGGUCCGCGGGACGUACAAGGGCCGCGAGGGCAAGGUCGUCCAGGUCUAUCGCCGGAAGUGGGUCAUCCACAUCGAGCGAAUCACCCGCGAGAAGGUCAACGGAUCGACCGUGAACGUGGGGAUUUCUCCCUCGAAGGUCGUUAUCACGAAGCUCCGGCUCGACAAGGACCGCAAGUCCCUGCUCGAUCGCAAGGCCCAGGGACGCGCUGCUGCCGACAAGGACAAGGGGACCAAGUUCACGGCCGAGGAUGUCAUGCAGAACAUCGAUUAAGAGAGAUAGAGAGUGAGGAAGGUCCUUUUGUACUCAGUUUGUUGUCCAUUUCGGUGAUAAUUUUGGUUGUUUUCAGACUCCAGAAGGUUAUUUGGCUGAUAUAUCGAAGGAUGUUGCUUUAGAUGUCUGGAAUGCCCUGCUUUUUUAUCUGCGAACUGGUUGGAUAUACUGUCUCCUACUGUAGUAUUUUGUUUCAA
This is a messenger RNA of Rhodamnia argentea, 697 nucleotides long. RefSeq names its product 60S ribosomal protein L26-1. Gene Ontology annotation, cellular component: ribosome; cytosolic large ribosomal subunit. NCBI's taxonomy places the organism in Eukaryota, Viridiplantae, Streptophyta, Magnoliopsida, Myrtales, Myrtaceae. The transcript has a single exon. Gene Ontology annotation, biological process: cytoplasmic translation; ribosomal large subunit biogenesis. Gene Ontology annotation, molecular function: RNA binding; structural constituent of ribosome. The record is from RefSeq and is a predicted model, not a curated record. The coding region runs from base 60 to 500 and encodes 146 amino acids.